AUCGUCGCGACCAUGGCCACGGACGGACGUACGAAGCGUUCGCAGUCGAUAUGCGCGCCCUCUUCCGCGAGUAUGGAGGCCUUAGCAGCGCCUAUGGAGACCACGCCGGCUCCGAGGCGGCGGCCGGCCACCAGGUCUCAGUCUGCCCGAAUUACAGGCGGACGGUCAGUCAGGCAGAGAAGACAGCAGCAGCAGCAACAGUUGGAUAGAGAGACGAGAGCACGUUAUAGCUCCGAACCGCGUCUAGCUGAAGCCGAAACACCCCCACAAGUCCGGAGACAGGCUUCCGCACGCCGGCGACCGCCUCCGGGACAGCACAGCCAACCUAGACGCUCAAACGCUUUCCUGGACGUUCCGAGAACAGCUCACCAACCUGAGGAAGAGCCAGAUGAAGACUCCUACAGGCUACGCACCUUCAACACCACACAGAAAGGAGGAAUCGUGAACCGAGGAGAUUCUUUCCGCCGGCGGCGCUCGAGGUCUGGAAGCUUGGCACCAGCGUCCCCCGCACAAUCCGCGCCGGAAUCCCAGGAGCGGCGUCCUGUGGCCUGCCACAGGGUCGCCAUGGUUGGAGCGCAGGGUGUCGGAAAGACCGCACUCAUCAGUCAGUUCCAGACCAGCGAGUGUAUCAACGCUUACGACAGGCAAAAUGUCGACAGUUCAGAACAGAAGGUGUCUAUAUUGCUGAACGGCGAAGAGUCAGAGUUAUAUUUUGUAAACUGCACAAGCACAAAGGAAGAAAUAGAUCGUGCAGAGCCACCAGAUGCCUUCGUGGUAAUCUACUCCGUGAUAGACAAGGCGUCCUUCCAGAAAGCGGAGCAGGAACUCGCCAGGUUGCUAGACUGCGAUAUGCUGCGGUCGAGACCUGCUUUGCUGGUCGGCAACAAGAUAGACCUGGCGAGAAGCAGGGCUGUUUCUACACAAGAUGGCAAAUGCCUCGCCUGCACAUACAAAGCAAAGUUCAUCGAAGUAUCUGUUGGAAUUAACCACAAUGUAGACGAACUGCUGGUCGGCAUCCUCAACCAAAUACGACUGAAGCAGCAGCAAUACUCCGCAGAAGGGGGCAGGGAAUCCUCGCCGGCCCACUGGUAUAAAUCCAGAGGGGUUGUACGAGCUAGCAUGAAAGCUAGGCAGAUGCUGACAUGGAUCUUCGGCAAAGAGGAUACGAAGUUCAAAAACUGUGAGAACUUGAACGUCCUGUGAGUGGAAAGUGACGGGCCCGUGUUUGUGUAAACAUUGGACAGUGACGCGGGUAGUUUUUCGUUAUUAGUAGUAUUUUAAGCAAGGCAAAGGCUGACGUCACAUUGUUUUAUAAUCAUUUCAAUUUUUGUGUUAUUUCCACCCAAUAAGUACACACCUUAAAGUUAAAAAAACUUAUUUUGUUUCAGAUUAUUGUUUAAAUUUUUGUUUUUUUUAGUAAACAUCACUUGACAGUAUAACAGCAAAAGAAUGAUAAUUUUGUAUUUGGUUGGAGCGUGGUAGAUAGGGAAGUCAUUAAAAAGCAACAUGGCGUCGGAUAUAAUGUAUUUUGAAUGCCAAAGAAUACUCUGUAAUUUAAUAUUAGAUGUAAUGUGCCAAUUUUUUGGAGAAAAUUUAAACAUAUUCGUUUAGGUUAAGUCUAUAUACUUAAGUGAUAAAUGCAGUAUUUUUCCCCACUAAUUCGUGUUUAAUAUAAUUAACUACGACAUA
This is a messenger RNA of Pararge aegeria (speckled wood butterfly), 1689 nucleotides long. Its product is annotated as GTP-binding protein REM 1. Gene Ontology annotation, molecular function: GTP binding; calcium channel regulator activity; GTPase activity. The coding region runs from base 13 to 1203 and encodes 396 amino acids. The transcript is spliced from 5 exons. NCBI's taxonomy places the organism in Eukaryota, Metazoa, Arthropoda, Insecta, Lepidoptera, Nymphalidae. Gene Ontology annotation, cellular component: plasma membrane. The record is from RefSeq and is a predicted model, not a curated record.